Molecule: messenger RNA, 2595 nt
Organism: Penicillium argentinense
Lineage: Eukaryota; Fungi; Ascomycota; Eurotiomycetes; Eurotiales; Aspergillaceae
Exons: 2
Coding region: 1-2595 (864 amino acids)
Molecular function (GO): protein binding
Source: RefSeq, a predicted model, not a curated record
AUGCGGCUAAUUAGUUUGAUUGCCUCAGUACAACCGGAAGCGCCAUUGAAUCAAGCGUGCCUGCGGGAUCUGCGAAUAACGAGUCCUGAGGAUGACAAGGGCCGCAUCGAACGAACCAACGGAGGGUUACUCCAAGACUCGUAUCGCUGGAUUUUAGACAACGAGCAGUUUAAACAGUGGCAAGCAAAGCAGAGCAGCCGUCUCCUCUGGAUUAAGGGCGAUCCCGGCAAAGGCAAGACAAUGCUACUGUGCGGGAUCAUCAACGAAUUGACCCAAUCAAUCGGGUCUAAUUCAAAUAUCUGCUUCUUUUUUUGCCAAGCUACGGACGUACGAAUUAAUAAUGCAACAGCCGUGCUUCGUGGCUUGAUAUAUUCACUGGUCGUGAAGCAGGCAUCGCUUCUCUCCCAUGUACGGAGCCGGUAUGAUCAAGCUGGAAAGACCUUGUUUGAGGAUAUAAAUGCAUGGAAUGCGCUCUCUAAGAUCUUCAACGAUAUUUUGAAAGAUGCGACCCUACAGAAUACUUAUUUGGUGAUCGAUGCGCUAGACGAAUGCACAACGGACCUCCCUCUCCUUCUGGACUUGGUCGUCCAGGAAUCAUCUACCCACCCGCGCGUGAAGUGGAUUGUCUCGAGCCGCAACUGGCCUGGUAUCGAAGAGCGUCUGGAUGCUGCAACUCAGACUGCGCCUAUCUCGUUAGAGCUAAAUGAGAUAUCCGUAUCUAACGCUGUGCAACAGUUCAUUCAGCAUAAGGUUCACCAAUUAGCAGAAGUCAAAAAGUAUAAAGAUGAAAUCCGUGAUGCUGUUUAUCGUCACUUAUCGUCACACUCACAAGGCACUUUUCUCUGGGUCGCCCUAGUUUGUCAAGAUCUCAACAGGACAUCGCGGAGACAUGUCCUUAAAAAACUUAAGGAGUUCCCUCCUGGACUGGAUGCUUUAUACGGUCGAAUGAUUAAUCAGGUUCGAACGUCUGAGGAUGCUGAGGUCUGCAAGCGAAUACUGGCUGUUAUGUCAAUUGCGUAUCGGCCUAUCACUCUUGACGAACUGACCGCCCUAGUUGAAAUACCUGAUGAUCUCUCCGAUGACGAUGAAGCUUUACUGGAGGUUAUCGCAAUUUGUGGCUCGUUCCUCACUUGCCGUGAGGACGUUAUUGUUUUCGUUCACCAGUCUGCAAAGGAAUUCCUGCUCGAAAGGGCGCGAAGCGAGGUUUUUCCGGAGGACCAACAAGCCGAACAUGUUGCAAUUUUCUCGCGAUGUCUACAAACUAUGUUCAAGACACUUCGGCAUAAUAUCCUCGAUGCCGAGGAAUCCACACACCCACGUUCUCUGGCAGCUAUAAAAUACGCUCCAGUAGUAGAUGAAAGCUGGAGUUUAUGUCUUCAAACCCUCGAGGGGCAUAGUCAUUGGGUCGACUUGAUCACCUGGUCGUCAGAUGGAAGCCGACUCGCAUCAGCUUCGAAAGAUAAGACUGUUAGGAUCUGGGAUCCAGCCACCGGCCAGUGUGCGUCCACCCUUGAGGGGCAUAAUAGCUCGGUCACGUCGAUUGCCUGGUCGCCAGAUGGGAGCCGACUUGCAUCAGCUUCGGAAGAUAAGACUGUUAGGAUCUGGGGUCUAGCCACCAGCCAGUGCGUGUCUACCCUCAAGGGGCAUAGUAGCUGGGUCGCGUCGAUUGCCUGGUCGCCAGAUGGAAGCCGACUCGCAUCAGCGUCGGAAGAUAAGACUGUUAGGACCUGGGAUCCGGCCACCGGCCAGUGUGCGUCUACCCUUGAGGGGCAUAGUAGCUCGGUCAAGUCGAUUGCCUGGUCGCCAGAUGGGAGCCGACUUGCAUCAGCUUCGGAAGAUAAGACUGUUAGGAUCUGGGGUCUAGCCACCAGCCAGUGCGUGUCUACCCUCAAGGGGCAUAGUAGCUGGGUCGCGUCGAUUGCCUGGUCGCCAGAUGGAAGCCGACUCGCAUCAGCGUCGGAAGAUAAGACUGUUAGGACCUGGGAUCCGGCCACCGGCCAGUGUGCGUCUACCCUUGAGGGGCAUAGUAGCUCGGUCAAGUCGAUUGCCUGGUCGCCAGAUGGGAGCCGACUUGCAUCAGCUUCGGAAGAUAAGACUGUUAGGAUCUGGGAUCUAGCCACCAGCCAGUGCGUGUCUACCCUCAAGGGGCAUAGUAGCUGGGUCGCGUCGAUUGCCUGGUCGCCAGAUGGAAGCCGACUCGCAUCAGCGUCUACUGAUAUGACCGUCAGGAUCUGGGAUCCAGCCACCGGCCAGUGCGUGUUCACCCUUGAUUUUUACUCCUACAACCUCCAAUUCGAUAAAAGCACGCCCAACCAUCUCCACACAAUAAUUGGCACCUUAAAUUUAGGGUCCACUGAGCCUGUUGCGCCCAGCGCCAGUCGUUUGACCCUGCCAGGAAUAUACGGGUUUGGCUUAAGUGACUGCUCUUCCUGGAUAACCUUUAAUGGAUCAAACCUUUUGUGGUUGCCUCCAGAAUAUCGGCCGUCCAACCCUUCUUCAUUUCGUAUAUCUGCAGCAAUGGUGGCAAUCGGUUGUUCAUCAGGUCGUGUCAUAUUCCUCGCACUCUCAGAACACAAUCCCCUAUCUAGCGUAUAA